Molecule: messenger RNA, 1974 nt
Organism: Brugia malayi
Lineage: Eukaryota; Metazoa; Nematoda; Chromadorea; Rhabditida; Onchocercidae
Gene: Bma-cacn-1
Product: CG1676-PA, putative
Exons: 12
Coding region: 1-1974 (657 amino acids)
Biological process (GO): mRNA cis splicing, via spliceosome
Cellular component (GO): cytoplasm; spliceosomal complex
Molecular function (GO): protein binding
Source: RefSeq, a predicted model, not a curated record
AUGGGACAUAGAGAAAAAAAUAAGAGAAAAAGAAAACAUGAACGUGAACGUGAUAACGAGAAACGAAAGAAGAAAAAGCAACAGAAACAUCAUGAUCAUAAUUCAUCAAGCUCCGAUUCUGAUAAGGACAAUCGAUUCGAUCGACGUUUGAAUGCAUUACGAGAAGAGAAGAAACGAAAGAAGAAGAAAGAAAAAGAAAAGAAGAAAGAGAUGGAAACUUCGGAGGAAAAAAAAGCCAGACGUUUAGCAAAAAAAUUGAAAAAGGCAGAAAAGGAGUCAGGUUUUACGUUCGAUGAUGAAGCCAAAUAUACUAACACAAAUAAUCCAUUUAACGACCCAAAUUUAACGUCUACUUUUAUAUGGACUAAGAAAUUGGCAGCUGAAGGCAAGGCUGAAUUAUCCCUCAAACAAAUUGAAAAAAUGAAUAGAGAUCGUACUAUGAAGAACUUAGCAGAAAUGGAAGAGCUCAAACGAAAUCGAGAAGCACGAGAUGCGGCUCGGGAAGAUCUAGAAAUGAUCAAAAGGGAUGAGGAAAGACGACAUAACUCGGACUGGUAUGCAACAGAAGAAGGAUUCUUACUUAGUCAGGCUAAAUUACGUACACAGAUCAGGCUAAAAGAGGGACGAGCAAAGCCUAUCGAUUUUCUUGCCAGAUAUAUUAGUUAUGACAACGAAAAGAUUGAAAAUAUAAAAGAUGAAGAAUUCGAGCUUGUUGAUCCAGUAACUUAUCUGAGGGGACUUAAAAUUAGAGAUCUGGAAGAUUUGCUAGAGGAUAUCAAGGUUUAUCGACGAGUGGAUCCAACUGAUAAUUCAGUCUGGUGGACUGAUUUUUGUACAGUUGUUCGGCAUGAAAUACGAAAGCUGUCUAAUGAUGUUAAUUCAACUUACGCGAGAGAAUCAGUUCAUAAUUCUGUGCAGAAUGAUAUUACCAAGCUAUUCAAGGGCAAAACUCAUCAAGAAUUAGCACUGUUGGAAACCCAGAUCAAAAAAAAGAUUCACAGUGGUGAACCUGGCGUAGAUGUAGAAUUCUUGGAAUUUACACUACAGCAUCUUCAUGUAUAUAUGGCAAAAGCUCGUAUUCAUGAGCAACAUCAGGAAAUAUUGCGGUGUAGACUAAAAAAAAUAAAAGAAGAGCAAAAGACUGAAAAGGACAGGCGUGAAUAUGAACCAGAACAGGUCUCCAGACAGGAACGUGGAGAAGGUUCGAAUGGAGUGAAACAGUCAGCUAAGUUAAAAACACUGUCUGUACAACUGGAUGAAUUGGAUGCUAUGGACGAUGAUGUUAAAGAACAGCAAUGGCGGCUUCUAACAGAGGACGAAAUGGAGAUUCUAACACUAGAAAUGUAUGAACGUGGUUUGUAUAGUCCAUCGUAUGGUGACGAAAAAGAAGCUAUGCCAGGUAUCGAGAUUUUGGAUGAAGCAGAAGAUAUCCAGAAACGUGAGGAAAUGAUGGACAAAGCCGAGAAUGGCUCUGCAGCUUCUACAUCGGCUGGUCUAUCGACGGCAGAAGCAGAAAUGGAGUUGAUAGCUCGCCGAGGCAUGACGAAUGAUGAGGCAGCAUUUUCUGUAGAAGCACCACUUGAAGCACAGACUUUUCUUUGGUCUGAAAAAUAUCGACCACGGAAACCAAGAUAUUUCAAUCGUGUACAUACUGGAUUUGAGUGGAAUAAAUAUAAUCAGACUCACUAUGAUAUGGAUAAUCCACCGCCAAAAAUUGUGCAGGGUUACCGCUUUAAUAUAUUCUAUCCCGAUUUAUUAGAUGUCACAGAAACGCCUACGUUCACGGUAACACCAUGCGAUGACCCAGAUUUUGCUGUGAUAAGAUUUCAUGCCGGGCCUCCCUACGAAGAUAUAGCCUUUAAAUGUGUUAAUCGAGAAUGGGAAAUUAGCCAUAAGCAUGGCUACAAGUGUCAGUUUGUUAAUGGUAUAUUCCAGUUAUGGUUUUACUUCAAGAGGUACCGAUAUCGACGCUGA